AUGAGUUAUUCAAAAGAAGGCUCUGGAGAAACCGGAAUCUCCACUUCUGGUGCUCGACUUAUGAAGGUCAAGCAAGAAGUCGGUGAAAAGAUGAAGAGAGAUGAGAAGAAAAGGAAGGCUAAGCAGACGAUCGGCGUGAGAGUUGCCAAACGAGCGAAGAAGAAAGAUGGUUUCAGUGAGAGCGUUCCCCAUGGAUUUCAUCCACCUUCUCUCUUGAAGAGUCAGGAGGUUGUUAACCUCAUGGUCCAAGCCCAUGGCCGGAAGGAUUUAGCCAGGGCUUGUGAUCCCGACGAAACCCCCGAAACUGCUCCGGAGGGUUGGUUCUGCAUCCAUGAGAAGUAUAUUUCCAAAUGUCAUCUCAGGUUCCCGCUUCAGACCCUUCUAUUGGAUCUCCUCGAUCAUUACCAACUAGCUCUCUCCCAGCUUUGCCCUUCUGUUAUACGGGUGAUAAAUGGCUUUAUCACUAGGUCCAAGGAGGAGGGAGUCGCCGUCGGACUUACCGAUCUGAUGAGCCUUUUUCCAAUCAAGGAGAGCUCUUCUAAAGAAGGUGGCAGCGGAACCUACUAUCUUCCAUGUCGCCCCAAACUGUGUAUCUUCAAGUUUUCUGGAAGUGAUGAUGACUGGCGGAAGAAGUAUUUUUAUGUCAAAGUCGAUCCUUUGACGGUUCAUGUGGGUCAUAUUGAGGAUCCUGCUAAACUUUCCGGUAAACUCACCAGAGCUCUUUUCCGGAAGCUGCAGCAAAGCCCAUGUACCUGGGCUGCCUUUACUACCUCACGAAUAGGAUCAGCUAGGUUCCCGGAUCGAUACAACGCUUCCUUUCUGGAUCAUGUUUCUGUUGUGGAUCUAGAAGGUAACUCGGUGGUAUCACUUUCGACGGAAGCUAGCACCUCUGAAACCGAAAAGACUCAACCAAGCAGAAUGCCUCUUCAGCCGUCAUUCCGUUUCAGGGGUAGACCAGCCAAAGCGGCCAACACUUCUCGUGGGAGUGAAAAAAAUCAGGGAGGAUCUUUCCUCAGUUCCGUGAAGGAAGUCCUUGAUGAUGGCACUUCCGACCCUGUUAAGGAGGUCACUCCUGCUGAACCGAAGGUUCAAGAUGUUACUCCUCACCCUAAGGUUCCGGUGGUGGAAGCUGACCCCCAAGUUGUCAAAGAUCCUCUCGAGGUUAAGCUCCCUAGGAACAAGAGGUCCAGGACCGAUCAGCUGGCUGGAGCUGUUAACAGGGCUCAAUUGAAGUUUGAGGAUGCUAUGCACAAUGCCCCCAAUGCUGGAGCUCAGGUUACUGAGCUAGUCAAAGCUACCAAGAUGGAGCUUGAUCAGGCUCGGGUCCAAGUUUCUGAACUUCAAGCCGAGGUCGAGAGACUUGGUACCAAGGCUGACACUCAGCAAGGAAAGAUCGAGAGUCAAGCGAUAGAUAUCCAAAUGAAGUGCAGGAGGAUCGCUGAGUUGGAUACUGCUCGGAGGAUAGCUGAAUUGCAGGUUAGGGAGCUGAUUACUUCAUAUCAAGACAACCAGAGGAACAAGGAAGCUGAGGUCAAGCUAUCCGUUAGGAGAGGAAAAAGGGAGGUAGCUGACGCUUAUAACAAGGUCUUAGCUUCCGUCAAAGAGAAGUUCUCCAAGAAAAAGGAUGAAGUUGAUCUUCAUAUUUACGCUCAAGAGCUUCAGGCCAAUACCGAGCUUCUGAAGGAUAUGUUGAAAAAUGAGAUCAAGAGUGCCGAAGAUGAGUACAAUCGUUUGAUGGCUCUUAUGCCGGAAGCGGCUGCUGCGUACGAAAAGGCACAAGUCUCAGACUUCUCGAUUAGCAAGCUCCCUCUUCCUCAACUCUCAGAGAGCUCAAGUACUUUCGAGAUCAACAUGUUUAAUCCAUUCUUUUCUGGAGAGUAUGGUUCUAAUUUAGGUUUGGUGGGUUCUUACUUAGCCCCAGUCGAAACCACCCCGGGAGAUGACGACAAAGAAAUGGAUGAAGAAGUUCCUGCCAAGGAGAAUGAACCAGUCGAGGAGGAUAAGGAUGUUGAGAAGAGUUCUGGUGAUAAGGAAGGUUAA
Molecule: messenger RNA, 2040 nt
Organism: Raphanus sativus (radish)
Lineage: Eukaryota; Viridiplantae; Streptophyta; Magnoliopsida; Brassicales; Brassicaceae
Exons: 4
Coding region: 1-2040 (679 amino acids)
Source: RefSeq, a predicted model, not a curated record